Molecule: messenger RNA, 2331 nt
Organism: Epinephelus moara (kelp grouper)
Lineage: Eukaryota; Metazoa; Chordata; Actinopteri; Perciformes; Serranidae
Product: carboxypeptidase Z-like
Exons: 11
Coding region: 86-2110 (674 amino acids)
Biological process (GO): proteolysis
Molecular function (GO): protein binding; zinc ion binding; metallocarboxypeptidase activity
Source: RefSeq, a predicted model, not a curated record
GAGGGAAGUUCAGAGGGGAUUUCUGCAGACUUUGGGAAACGGACGCACACACCCUCUGGCUGCGUGUGUGAGGUGCCACAUCGAAAUGGAAUAUAAACCGUGGAAAAUGAGCAUCAUGCUGCUGAUCCUGCUGCAGUUGUCGGUCCUUGUGUCCGGGGCUCCUCGACGGUGCGACCCAGGAGUUAGAGGACUGUGCAAGCCAAAAGUGGAGGAAAAACCUAAAUGCACAGAUGUCUUACUCUCCUACUGCGAUGACAUGUCCUACAGUCAGACCAUGUUCCCCAACACCCUCGGUCACAAGACCCGCGAAGAUGCUGAGGCGGGUGCCGAGUACCUCCUCAUGAGCGUGGCUGAAUCUCUGCUCGGGGGCGAGUGUAACCCUGAGAUCCGCAUGCUGGGCUGCUCAGUGUUGGUCCCGCGCUGUGAAAAGGACAAGGUCCUGAAGCCCUGUCGCACCACCUGUGAGACGGUGCGUACAAGAUGCAGCCACCUUUUCGAGGGAAUAGAGAUGGCUUGGCCUUACUUCCUGGACUGCGAUCGCUUCUUUGUGAGCGAGCAAGAGGGAUGUUAUGACCCGCUGGAGGGCCUCAAAGCUGAUCAGGAUCCAGAGGCCCUCGACAGCAUGGAAUUUGUUCCACCUGAGGAGCUGGCCACCACGAUACAGUUCACCUAUCACUCCAACGCUCAGAUGAACGAUAUCUUGAAGAAAACUGAGGAGCAAUGCUCCGACAUAGCGAGAACCUACAGCAUCGGCCGCAGCAUGGAGGGCAGGGAGCUGCUUGUGAUCGAGUUCUCAAACAACCCCGGGGAGCAUGAACUGCUGGAGCCAGAGAUGAAGUACGUCGGCAACAUGCAUGGGAACGAAGUCCUGGGCCGCCAGCUGCUGAUCUACCUGGCUCAGUACCUGUGCUCGGAGUAUCAGCUGGGGAACGAGCGCAUCCAGACCCUCAUCAACACCACCCGCAUCCAUAUUCUGCCCUCCAUGAACCCUGAUGGAUACGAGGUGGCUGUUUCUGGACUCCAGGACAAUAACUACAGUGAUGAUGAGGAGCAGGGUUACAGAUAUGAUUCUUGGAACAUCGGCCGAAACAAUGCUCAGAACAUCGACCUAAAUAGAAACUUCCCUGAUCUGACAUCCAUCGUUUACAACCGACGCAGACAGAAGGGCUACCGCACCGACCACAUCCCAAUCCCAGACUAUUACUGGUUUGGUAAGGUUGCACCGGAGACUUAUGCUGUCAUGAAAUGGAUCCGCUCCAUCCCGUUCGUGCUCUCCGCUAACUUCCACAGUGGGGACCUGGUGGUGUCUUACCCCUACGAUCUGUCCAAACACCCGCUGGAACGCAACAUGUUCUCCCCAACACCGGACGACAAGGUAUUCAAGCUUCUUUCAAGAACAUAUGCAAAUGCCCAUGAGAGAAUGGCCAAUGAAAAUGCCCGAUGUGGUCCGUCUCGCAGUCACAGUGAGAAAGGAAUCGUUAAUGGAGCACAGUGGUCCAGCAUUGCAGGGGGCAUGCAAGACUUCAACUACCUUCACACCAACUGUUUCGAGGUGACUGUGGAGCUGGGUUGUGAUAAAUUCCCCCCUGAAGAAGAGCUGUUUAUCGGCUGGCAUGAAAACAGCGAGGCUUUGAUCACUUUUAUUGAAGCAGCCCAUCGAGGUAUCAAAGGAAUCGUAAAAGACGAGGGGGGAAAUGUCAUCAAAGGUGCACAAAUAUCAGUCAAAGGAAUACGGCAUGACGUUACUACAGCUGAAAACGGAGACUACUGGCGCCUCCUCAUCCCCGGCGUCCACAUCGUAUCCGCCUCGGCCCCGGGCUACACCAGAGCUAUGAAGAAAGUCCACCUGCCUGCUCGAAUGCAAACAGCAGGCCGGGUGGACUUUGUGCUGCAGAAAGCUGCGCUGGAGCCUGACAUGCUAGAAGAGGAUCUCACCAUCCUGUCUAUGGGCACCUAUGAUCGCUUUGACCCUUACAAUCAGUACGAGCGCUACACCCUGAUGGCUGAUCUGAGCCACAACCGCGAGGAGAGAGAAGAGAAACCCUGGUGGUGGAGCUACUUUGUCCUGCCGGGAAGCCCUUCACCAACAUGGCUGCUCAAACGCUAUUAAAGCUUUAAUGGGAGAAGUGGAGGAAUUGUAUCUGUCUACACUAUACACACAAACCGAGCUAUCGUGUAAUGAAUGUACUGCUUUUUAUUGGUGUUGCAGGAAAAGUGUAAAAGGUAGCUGGCUGGCCUUCAUGUUAUCUUUCACACUUUGCUUCCAAGUCAGUUUCAUAACCUCAAUUAAUGAUCAUGAUGAAAUAAAAGUUUGUUAAAGACUUUAAACAA